This is a messenger RNA of Thermothelomyces thermophilus ATCC 42464, 1385 nucleotides long. RefSeq lists its product as uncharacterized. The record is from RefSeq and is a predicted model, not a curated record. The coding region runs from base 569 to 1375 and encodes 268 amino acids. Lineage: Eukaryota; Fungi; Ascomycota; Sordariomycetes; Sordariales; Chaetomiaceae. The transcript has a single exon.
AGAAGAGAUAGUUUCAAACAAGAUUAAUGUCAGCUAAACUUAAGACUCGGAAUAGCAAGAAAGACCAGACCAAGUGAGAUAAUCAAAAGAACAAAAUUGAAGAAAAGGGUUUUCGAUAGUGCUGGUGAUCAGGGCAAGUGACUAUCUCGGCAUUGCGAUCCAACUGUUCGAUAAUUAUUUAAGCUUUUGGGCUGUGAACAAAAGGGCCGCUUUUCUCUUUCCGUCCUAGAAUUCUGCCAAAAAAAAAAAAAAAGAAAAAAAAAGCAUUGUCCUGAGUUUGCUACAAGCUUCGCUGUCCGCGGCUUCGCUGUUGUACGCACCUUGGGUCAGGAUUCGAACAAAGAAUGGAAUGGUGUAGCACACCAGCGCCUCGAUAUCCUUUGUGCUAGGGACAAUGUUGUUUUUCAGCGUUCCUGUCUGUAUAUGAGAGCAGGGCGGUCCCCCUCUGGUUUGGGCUCGAGUCUCAGGAAAUGAUAUAUAUGUAAUUAUUACCGGAUGUACAGUUGCCCAAUUUUCUCUCCCUCUCCUUAGUUUCUCCCAGGGCAAGCUCAGACCCUGUCCGGCAGGAAUGGCCGACAACCAGAAUCCGGUCGUCGAUCGUCGACUUGGAGCGGAGAUCGACGACGACCUGCCGCUCCCGCCUCCGGACCACGUCGCCGCGACCAUUCCCCCUUUCUACCUGUACGGCGAGCGAGAGUGUGGUGACCACCGCCACGACACCAGCACCAGCACCAGCAACACCAACAGCAAUUCGGACAAUCACGAGGCGGUGGCAUGGCAGACGGCCUGCACCAACUGCCACGCCCGCGCCACGCUCAACCAGAUCCACGACCUCCCCUGCGGCGACCGGAUCUGCCGGGAGUGUCUGCUGGUGAAGGUGCUCAGCGUCAAGCUGCACAUCGAAGCGAACCACAAGAAGAUAAAAGAGGCGCGCGCCAAGAUGCGGGCCAUCGACCUCUGCUUCGUCCGGAGACCGGGGGGGGCCAUGACUCCGGCACGGAAGCGGAUGCUCUGCCUCCGCCACAGCCGGCUCCGGGCGAGCGUCCUGUGCCUGGCCGGUCUGGCGUGCUGCGGCAGGGACAUGGGAUUGCACCGGUUCCUGCCCUGUCUGGGCCCCGACAAGGCGCGGGAGCUCUGGCUCGCCUUGAAGUGGGUGACGAGCAUACCGUCCGAGCAGAGAGCGUGUGGCUGGCCGGAUUGCGGGGCGUACGUGCCCAGUUGCUGCAGCUAUGCGCUGCCCGGGGAUUGGGCCCGCCGCUGGCACUGCGUUACCUGCCAGGGCAACUCGAUCGACUGUGCCCGGAAUCUCACGACCGCCCAGACCAGGUUUCCGUUUCUGCCCAAGGGCCAGCCUGCCCUGACGCCGGCGAGGUAAUUAGGUCUUG